AAUUAUUUGUGGCUAGGAAAGUUUACCUGGCAAAUAGUAAUAACGUUUGGUCCCGUUUGUCAGAAACAAAGCACCCUCUAACAUGACCGGCCACAGCAAUGAUACGGUGAUAGAGCCCAACCAGACGAUCUAUUUGAACAACCUGAAUGAGAAAGUCAGAAAGGACGAACUCAAGAGAUGCCUUUACGCCCUGUGUUCGCAGUUCGGUCCCAUUUUGGACGUCGUGGCCAUGAAGACGCUGUCGAUGAGGGGACAGGCGUUCAUAGUCUUCAAGGACAUAGCGUCCGCGUCGGCCGCCAUUCACAAGUUAAAUGGAUUUUUGUUUUUUGACAAGCCAAUCAAGGCGCAGUACGCCAAGACGAAGAGCGACUUCAUAGCGAAGUUGGAUGGGACCUACUCGCCGAAGGACAGGAAGAAGCAGAGGGAGGCGGCUAGGCUGAUGAACGAGAAGAAGAGAAAAGUCGCCGAAAACGCGGAGGGAGAGCCGGCGUCGAAGCGAGCGGUGUUCGAGGCACCCAUUGACUUGAAUCCCCCGAGCAACAUUCUGUUCGUUCAAAAAAUACCGGGAAACAUGGCCGAGUCGACGCUGGCCAGCUUGUUUUCCAAGUUUCCUGGGUACAAGGAGACGAAGGUGCCUCCGAACCGUGACGUCGCUUUUGUUUUUUACGAGUCGGAAAUUCAAGCUGCCAAGGCGAUGGGGGAGUACCAGGGCUGGAAGUGCUCCCCCGACGACUACGGGUUGUUGAUCACUUACGCCAAGAGAUAG
Messenger RNA from Schistocerca gregaria, 766 nucleotides. RefSeq names its product U1 small nuclear ribonucleoprotein A-like. Gene Ontology annotation, cellular component: U1 snRNP. Gene Ontology annotation, biological process: mRNA splicing, via spliceosome. The record is from RefSeq and is a predicted model, not a curated record. Gene Ontology annotation, molecular function: U1 snRNA binding. Bases 83 to 766 code for a protein of 227 amino acids. The transcript is spliced from 4 exons. Lineage: Eukaryota; Metazoa; Arthropoda; Insecta; Orthoptera; Acrididae.